Molecule: messenger RNA, 754 nt
Organism: Papaver somniferum (opium poppy)
Lineage: Eukaryota; Viridiplantae; Streptophyta; Magnoliopsida; Ranunculales; Papaveraceae
Exons: 2
Coding region: 131-580 (149 amino acids)
Source: RefSeq, a predicted model, not a curated record
GUGCAAGAGAGGGAUAUCACUCGUAAUCUUGAGAUCUGAGAAGUGAAGUUCUAGGGUUCUUAAUAAUAGUUCUUGAGGAAGAGGCCGAGUAAGAUCUAUUUGGGUGCAGCUACAACAAGACUUUGAGAUUAUGAAGAUCAAACUCAUCGAGUCAGCCUUAGUUAAUGGUGUGCUAGAUCACUUUCUGAAAGUAUACGUGAUCAUUCUUGUAGCCUAUCACUACAAAACAUUCACAUGGCCCGAAAUUUGGGAGGAUUGUCGUCGCUGUGAGAUUACUGAUAUGGAAAAUGAGAGGAUGGCUGAUCUUUCUGCACAAAUAUUCAAUCACUGUGUGUAUUCCCUUAUAGCACUAUUUGCACUCGUGAUUUCAUUUGCUCAUUAUGUUUUCAUAGGAUUUUUCACCAGGAACCUGGAAGUGGAAAAAUAUCGUCGUUACAGAAAGAUCAUACUUCAGAUCUUAACUGCCGUAUGUAAUAUUUGUGCAGUCAUUUGGUGUGUCCUAAUAAUAAUUCUGCUUGUGUGUUUGGCUAGAUUGUUCAAUGGGAAUUUGAAGAAGUGUUUAUGUAACAAAUGGGGAUAGAUAUGGUACUAGUACUAGUAAUAGUAUGAAAUGGAGUUUGAUAAUAUUUUCAUUUUAGUGAGUGAUUUGAGGAGCUUGUUAGUUCUUGAUGGUGAAAAUCAAAUUACUACAUGUAGUUCUUCAAAUUAAUUUGAUUUAAUUAGUAGUUAAUGAAGAUAUAUGGAGUUUAAUUAA